AUCGACGGUGCUGUGUGGCGCCGACUGUAACGUUGUUUGCAGUUGUGGACCCCAUUUUAUUUCGCCAGUUAAGGUUCACAAAGGCAACACGAGGUCCGAAGUUCUUGUGGCGUGUUGUUAAGGGUUACUUUAGCUGUGGUAUAAGUAUAAAUCCUGGGCUUGUCCUCUUCUGCGGAGAAACUCUCGUCGUCUUCUAUAUCCUUGGAAAAGUUUUGUUCUGCUCUUUCUAGUUAGCCAGUUACUCUCUACUCUGAGGACACGAAAUUUGUUGGGGCUCUUCUCUGACUUUGACCUGGAACUGGAUUCUGCUGGUUACUUACUUACUAGUACUUCAAAAAACCCGCAUUCCGACCUCCGUGGGCCGUAGUAACAAUGGACGACUUCGACGAAGAUGAUACGAUUCCACGCUCGCCCGAUGUGAGCACUAGGGACGACAAAGAAAUGACAGCGGGAGAUGCGCUGGAGAGCUUGGACAGGGAGUGGUACCGCGAGGUGGCGAAGCGGGCGAGAUGGAUGGAUCUGGUGGGUGAUUAUGCGGGGAGCGAGAGGUUCAUUUUGGAUGGAGAUUCGCUUUUUCAGCAGGUGCUCGAUGAUGAGCUGCUCAGACUUGGACGCCCGGGAGACCCUUCUUUCCAGAUUUUGCACGCGGUGUAUAGUAUGGAGCGGUUCUUGGACGAGAUGAUGAAGCGGAGUGCGGUCUUUGAUGUCGUAUUUUGGCACGACCUUCGACACGGAACCCUAAAGACAGGCAGUCCAGAAUUUGUCUCUACGUCCAGAGCGCUGGCUCGUCAGCUCCUCUUCGCACACCUCGUACAGCACGCAGAAAAGACGGGGUUGAAUGUCUUCGCCUUCAGAGGCCUCGAGGACCCAGAAUGGGACAAGUAUCGAAGGAAGACGAGGCCAAUGUUCGUCAUGAUCAACGAUGGCGGAGGACUGAAUGAAAAUGCGAGCGAACUGGAGGUCGGGCGAGUUCUGACUCAGAGAACACAUAUCUUUGAGUUUUUGUCCCACGGAACUGCCGUGAGCCUGCUACGAGGCAGUGAGUGUCGAGACUCGAAAAUAUUCUCGUUCGUUUUCGAACAGCAUUUCGACUUGGCCGCGAAGCAGAAGAUUCCUAGGAGCGACAUGAUAUGGGAAGCCGCGUCUAGAGCGCACGAAGCACUCGAGGUAGCUGACACAUCACGCUACGAGGAAUUGGAAGUCUUGCCCUUACGAGCCAACAUGCCUCAGAGCCAGAGCUUGGACGACAUCCUCCUGGAAGUCGUGAAACUCAGCGAUGCCCGUAACGCUACUGCGCCCCAGACCUUCAUCGAGCUUCUAUACCUCUUCAUAAUCCAUUGCCUAAUCCUACCGACCUUAUCUGUCAGUGAACGAGCCCGAGAUCUAGAUGCCCUUGAUCCUCGCCUGUUGGAAAUGCUAUGUCAAACGUUCCUUCCAUCCGUGUUCCUUUCGCUCGAAACGGCAGUCUCAGCUCACCAGGCAUUUGUGGACUGUGACGGAAGGCUCUUUGCCUCCCUUCUCCGGUAUGUUCUCAGCGAACCCGACAGACCCGUAGAUCAACUCGUAGGGCAUGCCGUUCAUGUGCGGGCCUCCGAGAUCUGGAACUCGACAGGAUUAGGCCAGCCGCCCAUUGGUCUCGCCACACUCAGACGCGAGUACAGCGUCGACGAUGAUCUCUUCUCCCCUCCAGGGCAUGAAAUGUCGUCUCCGAGGCCAGACUUCAAGCUCCUCGCUUUCUCUAACCCCGUCUUCGAUGAAGAACUCUCCGCCGUGCAUAUUCAUGUCGAUGCCGUCCCUGUCGCCGCGCAGACUACCUCGCCUACCUCGCCUACCUCGCCUUCCUCUCAGCCCGUCGCCGCCUCCUCCACUUCCACUGCCGACUCCGACUGGGACUCCGAACCUGAGCCAGAGCCAGUCAUUGCGGUAUCGGAGUCCAUACCAGUAACGGGCCCAGAGGGAGAUCAUCCCGAGUUUACGUUCGGCACGGCCUUCGCCGAUACGCGCCAUUGGCACGCAAACAAACGAGCUAUCCUUCCAAAACAUCUCGGCGGAGAAACUAGUCACGAGCUCCGGGACGCAGAUAUCAAAGCCAGGAUGCGGAGGUUGAGGAGCGAGCAGCGCUUCAUGGCGGCUUUGCAGCGGUUAGCGGCAACAUUGACGGGAGCUUCGGGGACGCUGCUGGAGCAGAUUGUUAUCACGAGUGCGGAGGGGAGCGGCCGAAAGACGAAAGCGGUGAAGGAGAAAGAGGAUAAGGCGAAAGAUAGAAAACUGAUCGUCCAGGAGAAGAGCGUCCGCAAGCCGAACGCGUCUUCCAAAAAGAAGUCUACCGAAUCCUCCGCCGACAAGAUCCGUCGUCAGCACGCGGAAGCCAAAAAUAAUAAACAGAAGUCAGCUUCCGAACUCUGGUGGACAGAGCAGUUGAGCACCAUGGCCAGCCUCACCUCCGAGGGCAAGAUGCUUCAUUUGAAGGGGAUCAGUCGGAACGAGAAACUUCUGCAGGACUGGCUUGCCGUCGAGUUUAGACUCUUCCGACUCGAUCUUGAGCUCAGACGCUGGAUCGAUGAAGCGAGCACGCUGUCGGAUCCGGUGGAGGUCGCGAAGAUUAGGGACCGAUACACGGUGUCCAUCAUGAAGGUGGUUAAGGAGCUGUACGAGAGACGGGGUUUGACGCCGACUGCCCUCAAGACGCUUAGGUCCAUCUUGCUGGCGCUUGGAUUUGGCGAUUACGCUGAAGAUCUGGAGAAAGCUGCCAAAAGCCAAGCCGAGGAUACGGAUCGUCCGCUGAGCUUCAGCUUUCUCAAGCUUUGGAGCGCGUCGAAGAAAGCGCCGGUACACAAAUUUAUGAGGAUUGAAGAGCAUCCGACCAGGUGGCAGCUUCGGUUGUUUGGGCAGUUCAUGGAUAGGAGUAUGGAUAGUAAGCCCGAUGCGAGAGUGUCGUUUGAUCCGGACGCGUGGCAGAGGGAGGUGUUGGACUGUCUGGAUGAGGAUGCCUCUAUACUUGUUGUCGCCCCGACAAGUGCAGGGAAGACGUUCAUAUCUUUUUAUGCCAUGGAGAAGGUGCUACGAGAGUCGGAUGACGGGAUUCUCAUUUAUGUGGCGCCGACGAAGGCUCUUGUCAAUCAGGUCGCCGCUGAGGUUUAUGCACGAUUUUCGAAGGACGUGAAUGGCCGCGCGUUUUGGUCCAUCCAUACUCGAGAUUACCGCGUACAUGACUCGCAGAAAUGCCAGAUCAUGGUCACGGUACCGGAGAUCUUGACUGUCAUGUUGCUGUCUCCUCCUCUGGCCAGGACUUGGACUCCCCGUAUAAAACGGAUCAUCCUGGACGAGAUCCAUACUAUUGGGCAACAAGAAGGUGGCGCGGUCUGGGAGCAAAUCAUUCUCCUUGCACCUUGCCCAAUCAUUGGUCUUUCAGCCACGGUUGGUGAACCCGAACUGUUCAACACUUGGCUUAGUCACGUCCAGAAAACCAAAGGAUUCAACCAUCGCUUCAUUCAUCAUCCUCACCGAUACUCCCACCUUCGGAAAUUCGCGUACUUCCCCCAACUACAACGGCCCUCCAAGUUUACCGGUCUUGACCGUUACCAGCCAAGCAAUGGUUUGAAGUUCAUUCAUCCCAUCUCUGCAUUGGGUUUCGGGGUAUCUAUGCCUCCGGACUUCUCGUUGGAGGCUGCAGAUCUUCUAGAGUUUCGCGAUGUCAUAGCGGGGCUUGAUGCCGGUCUUGCUGUGGGAAUAGACCCCGAGCGUUUUUUCCAUGGCCAUUCGACAUUCUUGACACAGAAGGACAUCUUGCGAUAUGAGGUCGUGGCAAAGGAGGCCUUGAAUACACUGAUUACCACGUCGGACCCUCUCAAUAACUCCUCGCCACUGAGGAAAGUCAUUCACAGGGUCCAAGACCCGGUGGUCGCGCGGACAAGCGGACAUGUUCUCAAUACGCCGCCAUCCCCAAAGAUGUUCUUGGACGGGUUGGUACCCUUGUUAGCCGAUCUUGAUGCCAGCAACGACCUCCCCGCUUUACUCUUCAACUUCGAUCGCAAGAAUUGUGAACGUAUGGCGGAAUAUAUCUUGGAGACCCUGCAGGACACAGAGGAAGAGUGGCGAGCGAAUAGUGUAGAGUGGAAGCGGAAGCUCGAACGGUGGGAAGAUUGGAAAUCUAGGGAGAAGGAGCGCGCCCGGGCUCUCGAAAGGAUCAAGAAACAGGACAAGGAGGAGCCGCAGAGAAUAGACGAUCGUUCUUGGGAAAGCACAUUUGAUCCUGACGACCCUUCGCCGCAGUUUUCCUUUUCAGCGCCAGCUGCAUACCAAAAGACAGACCUAGAGGAAGACAUGCGGCAGUUGGAGUGGAGGUCGUCAGUGCCGCAGUGGGUAUUGAAAGCGCUUUGGAGGGGGGUUGGAAUACAUCAUUCCGGCAUGAACAAGGUCUACCGGAGUCUGGUCGAGCGACUUUUCCGCAUAGGUUUUCUUCGAGUGGUAAUCUGCACUGGCACACUGUCACUAGGUAUAAAUGCUCCGACGAAGACAUCUGUGUUCUGCGGGGAUUCCCCUUUCCUGACUGCUCUGAUGUAUCGUCAAUGCGCUGGCCGAGCUGGCCGCCGUGGAUAUGACCUGUUGGGUCGAGUCAUAUUCUAUGGGAUGCCUCUGGACCGAAUACACCGUCUGAUUCUCUCCAAGCUCCCUCGCCUCAUGGGAAGCUUCCCUCUUUCUUCAACUCUGUCUCUUCGCCUUUUCAACCUUCUCCACGGAUCCGCAUAUGCAAAAUACGCAACCGACGCCAUACAGAGCAUUCUGCGUCUUCCACAAAUCAGCUUUGGCUCCGAGAUCGGCAAGGAACAGGUUCUGCAUCACCUCCGAUUUAGUAUCGAUUUCCUGCGCCACGCGCAUCUCCUGGACCACAACGGACAUCCUAUCAACCUUUUUGGUAUCGCAUCGCACCUUUACUAUCAAGAACCGAGCAAUCUCGCCCUGGUGACAUUGCUGCAGAGCGGCGUAGUACAUGAAAUCUGUGGGCAGAAGAGCUUCAAACGGGCACAACAGGACUUCAUGCUGCUUGCCUGCCACCUUUUCGGAAGACGUUAUCUUCCGGAUUCGUACACGACUGCUCGAGGAGUCCAGGAUCUCGUGCGAAAAGGGCCCUCCAUCGUCGUUCUUCCUCCCCUGGAUUCACGCUCCCGUGAAGUGUUGACGCGGCAGCAGCAACAGAUCCUUCGCAUUUUCACGGCUUACGCAGUAACAUUCGCUACGCAACACUCUGAGCGCCUCUCCACGGAAACGAGGCUUCCUCUCAGCAAGGCAGAUAUUUCGGGAGAUGAUGCUCGAGAUGAUACGCCCUUUGUGGAACACCUGGAACGAACCUGUCUUCGAGCCCAAGCAAGGUCAUCAUUCGUGGCGAACUCGGGCCACACCGACUCCUUCAGGAGUAUAUCGGAGCUUGCGAACACGGUACGGCAAGGAAUACAUAUCAACGAGCACGCCAUCCCAUCGUUCGAAAAGAUCAUCGCAAUCUCUGGACAGUCGGGUCAAUUGUUCGCGUUGAAUGCGCAUAUCUAUGAUUUCUACAAACACGGCCAAGUCGCCGCGCUAGCUAGAAUGAAUGGCAUCCGCCGUGGAGAUAUCUGGUACCUUUUGCAAGACUUCUCGCUGACAUUGGCCACCAUCCGAGGCGACCUCGAGAAUCUUCUUACUGCAGCAGGCAAGGCAUACAAGCCUCAGGAGAUGUCCGAGGACGCGUCGGAUGUAGUGGGCGGUUCGGAUAGCGGGUACCAGACACUUGAUCCUGCGGAAGCCGAUGAUGUGGAGGAUCUUAACGAUGGCGAUUCAUCUGCGUUCAAGAGACCGCCCGGGGUUUCGGAAAGGGAUUGGCGGGUGUAUGAAGUGGUCAAUGCGGUGGUAGUCGACUUUUCGGCGAAGUUCAAGGCGAUGUGGUCUUAGCGUUGUCAGAUAGCGUGGUUGAAGCAAGAUAUGCAUUGAUCGUUACACAAUAUAGGCUUCGUUACUUUAGAUGACUGUGUAGGCGCGCUGAUACAAGAGGAUCCUGAUUAUCGCGACUUCUCCCUUUUCAGAACUGCGCAGGGUACCCCUAUGAAAGUUGUCUCAGCGGCCGACGCAUUGACAGGAGACUCAUACGACGUACCUAACUUAGGUAGACUCUAACUCCCGAACUCGGCGGCGAAGGGCGUCAAGCUCCUCAUUCGCGCUACGCCAGGCCAGUGUAGACUCCUUUUCUCGUUCUUUAUCCUCCCACUUUCGUUCGAACAGGGAUCGCAAAAAGACCCAAAUAUACUGCCAGCCUCGGAUGCGAUCACCGGGAACGACGUGUACGUGGCCUGAGAAAUCUCCGAUGACAGACUCUUCGUCUGUUAGCGGCCCCUGCCACUUGAGGCACUUGGGGUCGUGAAUAUGCUCGACGAGGAAUUGGGCAAUACGAAGGGAGCGUAAGUGAAGGUUGGGAAGAUCGUGGCACGGGGAAGAACCGACGAAUAGCGUGGCAAAAGGCAGUGAAGGAGGGGUCAUCUCAGGCCUUAAUAAAGGGUCCGCGUUUAUGUCGAGAUAGAGGCCAAGAUGACGCAAGUUUGAACAGCUUCGGAAAUGGGU
This is a messenger RNA of Stereum hirsutum FP-91666 SS1, 6588 nucleotides long. Its product is annotated as P-loop containing nucleoside triphosphate hydrolase protein. Gene Ontology annotation, molecular function: nucleic acid binding; ATP binding. Gene Ontology annotation, cellular component: cytoplasm. The transcript has 16 exons. The coding region runs from base 373 to 5925 and encodes 1850 amino acids. The record is from RefSeq and is a predicted model, not a curated record. NCBI's taxonomy places the organism in Eukaryota, Fungi, Basidiomycota, Agaricomycetes, Russulales, Stereaceae.